UGGUGAAAGACGCGUGUGGGCUGUAAAAGGGGGUUGGUUCGAGCAGGAAACAAACACUGUUUCAAUGUUAGUCUGAACUUCGCAACCUUUGCGGUGUGUACACCCUGGAGUGCCUCCGGUUUGUCUGGAAACGUCGGUGUUAAACGUUUACCUUGGAUGCGCAGUCAUAUUUUAAUUUUAACAACAUCGUGGAUGAAUGAUUUUUUUGACGUUUCUUCUUUCUUCUUAAAAAUAAUAAUACCGAAUCAAAUGCUCGAUCAUGUUCAGAUAUGGUUUUUUUUAUUAAAUGUAGCGCAGCGUGCCAACGGUGCCUGUGUGUGAGCGCUGCGCGUACUAGACGGACGCAUGUAGACCCCCCGCGGCGCGCGCGGUGGACAACGGGGACGUCUCGCGCUGCCGCGUGAACGCACCGCCGGUGGUGUGUGUGUGCGUGCGUGCGCGCGCUGCACGCUGAAACGGGGGGGUACCGUCGCAGAGGCAAGGAAGCAGGGCUCGGAAAAUGACCAUGUCCGUCCCGGAGGGCGGCUCGGGGUCCAGGGGGAAGGAGGAGGAGAGCGAGGACGAGAGCGAGAUCCUGGAGGAGAGCCCGUGUGGUCGGUGGCAGAAGAGGAAGGAGCAGGUCAGCCAGGGCAAUGUUCCUGGCAUCGAGACGGCGUCGCUGGCCAUGGACACGGAGGAGGGGGUGGAGGUGGUGUGGAACGAAGUGCAGUUCUCCGACAAGAAGGUCUUCAAGACCCUGGAGGACAGAAUCAAGGAGAUGUUUGAUAACCUGAUGCAAGUGGACCACCCAAACAUCGUCAAGUUCCACAAGUACUGGCUGGACACCAAGGAAUCUCGAGCGCGGGUGAUCUUCAUCACAGAAUACAUGUCGUCUGGCAGUCUGAAGCAGUUCCUGAAGAAGACCAAGAAAAACCACAAAACCAUGAAUGUGAAGGCGUGGAAGCGGUGGUGCACACAGAUCCUCUCUGCCCUCAAUUACCUACACUCCUGUGACCCUCCCAUCAUCCACGGCAACUUGACCUGUGACAACAUCUUCAUCCAACACAACGGUCUCAUCAAGAUUGGCUCAGUUUGGCACAGGCUCUUCGUCAGUGUCUUCCCAGAUGCCGUGCAUGGAAAGGUACGGCAUCACCGAGACGACCUGCGGAACAUCCACUUCUUCGCGCCGGAAUACGGCUUGGCUGAAGAUGACUACGCCAUCGAUAUUUUCUCCUUUGGAAUCUGUGCCCUCGAGAUGGCUGUCUUGGAAAUCCAAGCUAAUGGUGACGCAAUGGUAUCCAAAGAGGCUAUAGCGCAUGCAGGAGACUCCCUGGAAGAUCCGCUCAUGAGGGAGUUCACGCAGUCCUGCGUUCGUCUUGAAGCAAAGAAGAGGCCUACAGCCCAUGACUUACUUUUCCACCGUGUUUUGUUUGAGGUGCAUUCCCUCAAACUGCUCGCUGCCCACUGCUUCAUCAAUAACCAGUAUCUUUUCCCUGAGAACUGCGUGGAGGAGAAGACCAAGUCGUUUGAUCCCAAUGGCAUCAUGGCCGAGAUUAAACAUGCUGACCGGCCCGGGGUGCAGCUGAAAUACUCCCAUGUCUCUCCUCUAGAGCUGGACAAGUUCCUGGAGGAUGUCAAGAACGGGAUCUACCCCCUGAUGAAUUUUGCGUCCCACCGACCCCAUCCCGUUCCUCGGGCCCUGUCACUGUCCCAGGAGCAUAUGGAAACAGUGAAGACCCCCACACCUGAGCCCCAGGAGAUGGAGACCAGGAAAGUUGUCCAGAUGCACUGUAAUCUGGAGUCCAACGAAGAAGGAACCAGAUCCCAUCUCUCACUCUUCCUGAAGAUGGAUGACAAGCUUCACCGACAGCUCAGCUGUGAUGUCCUGCCCACUGACAGCCCCAAGGACCUGGCCAAUGAACUUGUUCACUAUGCCUUCAUCAGCGAGGAGGACUGUGAGAAGUUGACUGGGUUCUUAGAAGAGGCUCUGGGGAAGCACUGGGGUAGGACGUCGGACUCUCCUGGAACCACGACCGUUUUGGCCCACUGAGCAGCACGCGAGAGACGUGCACACAUCUUGUAGAGAGAGAGCUAAAUGAAAUGUAGAGACCACAUCCCUGCCCUAGACUUUGGGUUGGGAAUGCUGAAGGUAGAGGAGGUCUUUGUCGGGAUGAAGAAUGGACUUGGCCAGUGGCAUAGAAAACCAUGUCUUAAAAGAGGCCAUAGACACUUUCUCUCAGAGCUUCGUGCUUCCAGUAGGAGGACUGACCUUCUCCAGCUGGUCCUUCUUCAUUGGACUCCAGAUGCCACAGAGUUCGAGACCACAGGCUGCUGAGCCCUCCUCCUCCAGUUCAAAAACAACAGAGCGGCAUCUUGUACGAAAGCUUGCUGUGGGAAGAAAGAUUUCUGUGGUUUGACGACGCAAAGGCAGUGAAAGCAGAAGCUGGUGUUGGUGCCCAGCGAUUCUGAUUACUGAUUGCGAGGAGUUGUCACUCUUCACCGUCUUAAUUUUCCAGCAUCGAAUUUGUUAAUUUAUUAAUGCAUGCGAAAAGAUGUCACCCGCAGCUUGCAAGCCACUGGUGACACUUUGAGUCAGGUAAAGAUCCUUAAUUUCUAAUUAGUCUUUGAAUGUCUUCUUUAACUACAAGUAGCCAAACAAAAAAAUGAACGAGCCAUUGAUUAUUCACGUGUUUUACUGUAUAUGCUUCCCCUGUUCAUCCAUUUCUGCAAAGUCCACAUGUCGGUUCUUUAAUGACCUUCGCAUAUGGGCUGUAAAUCCCCAGAGUUUUAAUUGGUUUGCAGUAACAUUAUGACCUUCUGUGAACCUUCUGCCUGCUUCCGGCUGCUAAUUCAGGCAUGUGAAUUAAAUGUUUUAUCGUUACGUUGUGUGGAAAAGAUCUGGGAAAGAGUUAUUUAACAGUCAUCGUACAGAGUGACACAAACACACUUCUGGGUCGAGGUAAAGGUUUUUUUUUUUUUUAAAGAUUCAAGAAAGCAAAAAUCCAAUAACUAUUCACAAAGACGUGGCGCUCCAGAAGUACCCAAAUAAAUAAUGCCGUGACAUCUUGCGCGUAUCACCUGCUAAUGGUACGUUAUGGUAACGUGGUCAGAAGAGGUAUGAUCUUGUUCUCAGGCCAGCGAACAAAAGCAUAGCCUGUAUCGCAAUGGCGGGUGAGACUCCUACAUAAUAUGACCAUGAGGAUCAUGAUGGUGGAGUUGUACGGUUGUUCACCGAGCUUGGCAUUUAGGUUGCAAACGUUUCGUCGCCAGUCGAGGUGGCAUCAUCAAGGCAUGAUCCUCAACUCAUUCGGGCGUUUAACGCUUAAGAUAGCUUGUCGUUGGGAGUAAAAAAAACGCCCUGAUGAUGUCACCUCGACUGGUAACGAAACGUUUGCAAAUGCGAAGCUCGGCGAACAACCAAACACCUCAUAAUAUGACUGUUGACGUGAAAGUUUUUCAUGAAUUACUCUCUUCUAAACUGAUAAUAUGUGAUCCCAUAUUUAUGAGUUGAUCCAUUCAUAUUGCUGUAUCACAGUCUGCACUAUUUUUUGGACAGGAACCUGUGCCUGCUACUGCUAAUCGAAUGCUAAUUUAUUACUGCAUGUUACUGUCAGAACCUCUUAGCUCCUGCAGCUGCAUCAAGCACUGGAGGACCUGCAGUGCUUCCUCUGCUGGCUUUGUGUCUGUAACCCGGGGCCCAGCUUGGCUUCAUUGUCCUUUAUUUCCUUUUGACAUCUGUAAUGCUACAGCUACAUAAGGAUUUUAUUUUUUUCUAAAAUUGACUUUCCUUACCAAUCUAGGAAUGCGUUAAGACGUACAUUUUGCUAGUUACUUAAUGAAGAAAAUGAAUGUCGGGACAUGAGGAUGACCAAAUCCAUUUGUGUAAUUUUCCUAACCCCUCCUCCCAUGACUGAGUCUCUUUGAAUGAAUGUUGGUUCUAUUGUCGUAUUGAACUGGCUCUACCAUUUUUUCCCCCUCAUGUAAGAUAUUGUAAAAUGAAAAAGAUAAUAAAAAGUUGACAAUGUUUUUUUUGCAAUGUUUGAACAAGUCAUUGAUCUUCUUCUACAUGUAACAAAGAAAUAAUUGAGUUUUUUGAGUACCGAACAAUACAAUGGCACACUGCUCCGAUACUGCGCUGAAAUGAUAGGGCUAAUAUGUUAGGUAAUAGGAGUGAAAUAUUCAUGUGCGUAAUAAAGAACCACCACAACUGUAAUCAGUCUCUUACUAUGAAUUUGCAGUUCUGUUCAAAUCAGUUCUCAGUAUUUGACCCAUUUAUACAGUUGGGAAUUUUUACUAUGAGAAAUUGCAUGGAAAAAGGAU
Scleropages formosus (Asian bonytongue) is the source of this 4299-nucleotide messenger RNA. RefSeq names its product nuclear receptor binding protein 2a (gene nrbp2a). Bases 500 to 2029 code for a protein of 509 amino acids. The record is from RefSeq and is a predicted model, not a curated record. The transcript has 18 exons. Gene Ontology annotation, biological process: protein phosphorylation. NCBI's taxonomy places the organism in Eukaryota, Metazoa, Chordata, Actinopteri, Osteoglossiformes, Osteoglossidae. Gene Ontology annotation, molecular function: protein kinase activity; ATP binding.